This is a messenger RNA of Nomia melanderi (Alkali bee), 13624 nucleotides long. RefSeq names its product dystrophin, isoforms A/C/F/G/H. Lineage: Eukaryota; Metazoa; Arthropoda; Insecta; Hymenoptera; Halictidae. Gene Ontology annotation, cellular component: plasma membrane. Gene Ontology annotation, biological process: synaptic signaling. The record is from RefSeq and is a predicted model, not a curated record. Gene Ontology annotation, molecular function: zinc ion binding; protein binding.
CGUCCGAGGUUGCCAGUUCGCUCGAGACUCGGCCGGUGUGUGGUUCGUUCGGGCGUUCCGUCGACGCUCGCACGACAGCGAGAACGUUUUGUCGGUGUGUUUCUUUAUUCGUUUUCUCGGUCGCGGUUCGUCUGUCGUUUCAGUGAUCGUCAUCCUCGAUCGCUCCCCUUUGCCAGUCCCUUUCCGGGACCUUUCCGAUGACAGUCGGUCGUUCGGGGAAAGAACACGAUCGUGGUUUCACGUCCGUGGCUCGAUCGCGGCGAAGAUCGUGAAGGCUCGAAAGAAACGCCAUCGUUGGUGGGAACGAGACGGUACACGGGGAGAGAGAGAGAGAGAUAGAGAGAGAGUGAUAGAGGGAGAGAAAGAGGGAAAAGGUGGAGAAACACAAAAGUGAGACAGAGAGGGAGAGAGAAAGUUAAAAGUCCAUGUGUGCAAGUGACGAGGUGUUCGCGCGCAUACGGGUGCAGUGGGCUUCUUGACAGUGUCGAAUCAACAAGUGUCGCGCACGGAGCGUCGAUGCGCGCGGUGUGUGUGCGCGCGCGCGUUUCUAACCUCAUCCUCGAGAUCGGUUCGGCACGGUGUACGAUCUGAACGCGGCAAGCCCUCGUUGUACCCCAGUGCUCGCGUUUCGCUCGUGCAAGCUGUGAGAGACGGCUCGGUGUUCGCCUCGUGGCGGCCGUAAUCGAUGUGAUAUUCGUGCUUUUCCAUUCGACGUGCCCUUGGAUACACGUUACGUCGCCGAUCCGGUGGCUGCGUCUCUCCCAACGUCUCAAGAUGGAAGUCGUUUACAUAGAUGAACGAGAAGACGUGCAGAAGAAAACGUUCGCGAAAUGGAUCAAUUCGCAGCUGCUCAAGAAUCAGCACGAACCGAUUACAGACUUGUUCGUCGACUUAAGAGAUGGCAAUCGCUUACUGUCCCUUUUAGAAGUCCUCACGUCUAAAGUUUAUAAAAGAGAACGUGGUCGAAUGAGAGUCCACCAUCUCAACAAUGUUAACAAAGCAUUGCAAAUUCUCGAACAGAACAACGUGAAACUUGUAAAUAUUAGUAGCAACGAUAUCGUUGACGGUAAUCCUAAGCUAACUUUGGGAUUAGUAUGGAGUAUUAUUUUACACUGGCAGGUACAUUAUCAUUUGAAGGAUCUGAUGACAGAGUUGCAACAAACGAAUUUGGAAAAAACACUUUUAGCAUGGUGUCGUCAGAAUUCACAGAAUUACCCUGGAGUUGAUAUUAAAAAUUUCACUACGUCUUGGUCGGACGGUCUUGCCUUCAACGCGAUCCUUCACAGACGAAAACCACAUCUAUUCGAUUUUAAUAAUAUAGCCCGCAAACACCCUAACGCCAGGCUAGACCAUGCUUUUCGAAUUGCUCAGGAACAGCUGGGCAUCGAACGGCUGUUGGAUCCCGAGGAUGUGAAUACAUCCGUACCAGACAAAAAGUCGAUAAUGAUGUACGUUAUGUGCCUCUUCCAAUCGCUACCUCAUUCCGGAGACGACAUAGGCGAGCUAGAUCUUUCAGUAGCUAGUGAUGGUAGCCCAGUCACGACGCCAGGAGCUGAGAACCCAUUAUCCUUCACUAAUUUCGGGACACCGGCAUCGAGACCAAUGAGUCUAGCCACGAACGUGUCCGUGGAGCUAGGCGGUUAUCAAGUCGCACUCGAGGAAGUUUUAACUUGGCUCUUAGAGGCAGAGGAUAAACUGAGCCAUGCUCCGGAACCGGGCUCAAGCCUGGAAGUGCUGAAGCAACAAUUUCACGAACAUGAGACAUUUUUAAUGGAACUGUCCGGACACCAGGAUGGAGUCGGUGCUGUGUUGGAGGAAGGUGCAAGAUUAUUAGCAGAAGGUGGCUUACACAAAGACGAGGAACACGAAGUUCGUGUUCAAAUGUCGUUAUUGAAUUCCCGGUGGGAAGGGCUUCGCAUGCGGGCAAUGGAGAGACAAACUAAAAUUCAUGAGGUUCUGAUGCAGAUGCAACAGGGCCAGUUAGAUGCGCUCAGACAAUGGUUAACAAGAACCGAAGAUAGAAUUUCGCGAAUGGCGGCUGCUGAAUUGAAUCCAUCUGCCCUGGAGAAACAUCUGAAUCAAUUAAGUGAAUUAGAGCAAGAUAUUCAGGCGCAGCAAGGAGUUGUCGAUGGCAUGAGGAACAUGGUGGUUGUUGUGGACGAGGAAAACUCGGAAGCGGUUUACGCUCAAAUGGAGGAUCAAUUAUCCGCGCUCGGUGAACGAUGGACGCAUAUCUGUAAGUGGAAAGAGGAAAGAAGGCAACGGCUGCAGUCCCUUUCCCUGCUUUGGCAGAGCAUAAAUGAUGACUACAAGAGAUUGGUCUCGUGGUUAAAUGAAACUGAAAUCACAUUGAAACAAAUGGAAGCUAAUCAAGCGUCCGAGAUCGGGGAAGUAUUGGAGAGAAUUAAGAAGUUGCAAAUACUAAAAAUAGAAAUGGAUGCAAAUCAGAAGAAAUUGACCUCUUUACAAGAGUCAGUCCAAGAGUUAGAGGGUCAGAGCACUUCCUCCGAGUGCGUUAACAUAUUGCAAGAUAUCGAGAACCUCCAGGACAGAUGGGAAGCAGUGGGGCAAAUAAUGGAAGUUCAUGCUCAAAGGAUAACGAGUUCAGGAUUUGAGUUCGAUUUGAAAUCCGAGAGGGAAAUGAUGGUAACUUCCGGUAAUGAAUGGAUGUCCGAGACAGUAACAAGUAUCGCUUAUAAAGAAGAAAUUACCGCGACGUCUACGCCUCAUAGUGACUCAAAGAAACGUAGAAUGGAUAGUAUAGCUAGACACGAAUUUGAGUCCGCGCUCAAUAAUCUGUACAAAUGGCUUGAUUACGUCGAUCUGGAAAUUGGACGAUCUGAGGGGGUAUUCGAUCAAUUAAGUGUUGAAGAAAAGAAAGUAGUCUACAAUGACAUGAUAGUUGAUACGGAGUCGCAUAAAGAUGAUUAUAAUCGUGUUUUGCAUUUGGGAAAGCAACUUCUUGAGGAAUUGGAAAACAUGAACGAAUCGACAGAAGCGGAAGAAUCGAAGCUGAAAGACGUUCAGAAUUGUUGGCUGGCAAUUAACAAUCGGUUGGAUGAAAUAAAAUGUCGAAUAGAAUACCUUGAAGAAAUAAAGAAGUUCAGAACUGAAUUGGCUAGUUUGAAUUUGAUGUUGGAUAGCUACUCCAAAUGGUUGGACUCAAAUAAAGGGAACAGCCAAGUUGAACCAUUUAGGGUAAAAAUGAAAUCAAUGAAGUCUCACGAAGAACGCAUUAAAAAACUGAUGGAGAAAACCACUGAGUUGUCGAAAAAUUCAGUCGGUACCAAUGAGAGCUGUAACUUGAAUGUAGAUGUACAAACUUUCGUUUCAAGUUGGGAAACAUUGUAUAAAACACUAUCCGAAAAAUUAGCCGAAAUAAAUGAAACCGUAGAUAAAACUCCGCCAAAAAAAUACACGGAGUCAAUUGGUAAUCUUACCUCUUUCAUUAACAAUGUGGAGAGCACAUUGUUGUCAGAGCAUAUAGUAAUGUCAGAUGACCAGACUAUGGCGGAGCAGUUAAAGAAAUUCAGUAAUCUCCAGGAGUCUCUAAAAGAGCACCAAGAGAUUUUUAAUUACGUUAAUAGCGUAGGACAUGAAUUAAUCAUGAAAACGAGUGGAGACGCUCAGGGGCAGAGACUCAAGGAUGAAUUGCAAGAUCUUAAUACAAAAUGGAGCGAUAUACCUAUAAUAUUAGAAGAACGUCAGCAAAACUUGUUGAAAGAUAUUGAAUUAUUGAAACACUUCAAUAAUGAACUUUCUGAACUCGAGUAUUGGCUUGAGGAAUCGUAUCAACGCUUAGAGGAGUUAUCAAAAGACAAUGUAACUAACGACGUUGAGGCUAUCGAGCAUAGAUUAAAACAGGUUCAAUCUCUUUCCGAUCGUAUAAAUCAAAAGAAACCGAAAAUAGAGAAACUUCAAACAUCAACGAACAGAUUACUCGAGAAUUCCGAACCAAAGUUUGCCAGCGUGUUGAACAAUAAAUUAGAAGUUAUAUCGCAUAAGUGGAAUGCUAUUGUAGACGGUGCUAAAAGUUUAAACGAUAAGUAUGAAGAGACUUUAAAGAAGAAUGACGAGAUAAUAAAUGGAAUAGAAGACUUUACAAAGUGGCUAUCAGCUUUAGAGAAAGAAAUACCAGCUGAAACAAAAAUAACAUCCUCAGUCGAACUGUUCCAAGUUCGUGGUCGAUAUCAGUUAUUGAAAGAAAAGAUUGAUAAACGAGUAGAGGAAUUUAGGAAUCUUAAUGAAAUGGGUAAUGAUAAACUGUUAAGCUCAGAAGGGUCUUCGGUACAAGAACUUGGUAGACGUUUUACAUUCUUAAAUGCUCGAUGGACUGACGUUACGGAUCGUAUUUACGAGCGGUAUAGACACUUGCAAAACGCUAGUCAUGAGUAUGGCGAAUUUCGUGCUCUGGUUGCACAAGCAAGUGACUGGUUGGAUAAGUUAGACAAACGACUUAAGAGGUCCACAGAAAGCGCCGCUGACGCUGAAGAAAUUUCAGAAGAACUCGAUGAUUUGGAGAAUUACAUACGAAAUCAUCCAGAAAUGAGACUCGAAAAAAUCCAAGAGAUAGGUAAACAAUUGAUUGUAAGUAACAUCAUGACCCAGUCUAUUCAAACAGACGUGGAAAGCUUGACAAACCGUUGGGAAAGUUUAAAUAAUCAGGCAGGGCAGCGGGCCAAGCUGCUGGAAGGAUCAGUGAAGCAAGCACAGCAAUCAGAAGGACGCAUUCGUGCUCUUCAAGACUCCUUAACGCAAAUAGAUUCUGAAUUAACUGCACUUCUUGACUGCGACCUUACUGCUGAUGAUUUGCCUCAUGAUUAUCAGAAAUUAAUGGAGAAAAUGGAGCAUCAACAAUCAACGCUACAUGAUAUGGCGAUGCAAAUUGAAUCGUACAAAGCCGCUGGAAAGCAGGAAGUUGCGCUUAGAUUACAAGAACAGUUGUGUCUUAUAGAACAAACAUUUUCCGAGGUACAAAAGAAGUUUCAGCGUUUCCGCUGUCCAACGAAUUUGGAGCCAAGAUUAUCUAGAGCUUUGCGAGAACUGAGAGGAAUCGAAGAAGCGACUUGUUUGCUGGAGUUGUCUUCAGAAGAUCCAGAAGCCAUUGAUGGCCAACUUAAACAUUGUUUGCGUUUUUACCAAACAUUAAGUGAAAUUAAAAGUGAAAUUGAAAAUAUCAUUCUCACUGGUAGAAAAUUGGUUGAAGAGAAAAGUGUUGUUGAACCAGAGAAAUUUUCCAAACGGAUUGAUAUGUUGAAAGAAUUGUAUAAUAAGCUGGGAUUACACAUAACAGAAUCAAAGUCAUCUUUGGAAACAGCUUUAGAUUUGUCACGUGAUAUCUAUAAAAAUAUGUCCUACCUUAAUAUGUCCAUAGAUAGCAUUAAUAAAGAAUUAGAUAAACAAAAGAAUAUGCCUGAUUUACCUGUCAUUGCUAUAUACGUGCGAGAAACUAUGACAGAAGUAAUCCCAAGAUUAAAUGUUGUGAAAGAUAAGUUAUUCAAAUCCCAAGAAGAAUUUUCUAAGCUUUGUGACCCAAUGUAUCUGGAGCAACUUAAGGAGAAAUUGUCAGAUAUUGCAACCAGAUUAGCAAACACUGAAAAAAGAUUAAAACAUUGUAGUGCUACAGAGGAAGAACCUAAUGUUGACGAAAUAAAUGCAUGGCUCUUACAAGUUGAAGAAAAAUUGAAUGAAUUGGAUACUGUUCCAGUUGAUCAGUUGACAGAAAAUCAUUUUGAGCAAUGCAAGGCUGUCCAAAGUGAAAUGAUAGAAGCAAAGCCAAAGGUUAAUCAGUUGCAGCGUUGUACUUAUUUUCCGAAAGUAGCUGAAGUGUGCAACAAGUGGGAAGAAAUAUCAAAUAGAAUACAAGAAUGGAUCCACAAAAUCACAGACAAUUUAUUAAUAAAAAGUAAAGCGGGAGAAACUAAGGGGAGAGACAAUUACGGACGCAUUAAACUGUCUAGACAACCGGAACAAACUUCGGUGCAGCUAGUUAAAAAAGAAAAUAAAUUAGUAGAUAAGAAUGAGGAAAUAUACGGGAUAGGAUACCUAAAUCCUGCAUUUGACGAUAAUCAGAUUAACGUUAUAAGUACACCCGAAACCUCGCCAGUCGAUAUAGUUCAUAGAAGUCGGAAGUCUUCCGCAAAGUCUGAGAAAGUAAAGACUAAAGUUGUAGAUGUUAGUAGAACCGUUAGACGGAAAUUAGACAUGAGUUCUAUACCGGAUGUCGUUCAAACUUCUCAGCCGCAAGUUGUUCAUAUUGACGAUGAUAUACCCUCUUCAUCCCCCGACGCAGAUUUGUACAUGCCCGACGAAGAAUUCUUUUUAUCAAAAAAUAGUACCUUAUUCUCCCAAGUAUCCACCAAUACAUUGGUAACAACUGAUUCAAAACCGUACGACGAAUACAGUGCACAAACGAAUCCCUUCCGUAUUGUAGAAGUGAAAGAAAUGGAAAUCAAAAAGUCUGUUGCAUCCCCUGAAGACCAUGUAAUAUUGCCAAGCGCAAAUGUCAGUGUAGGAUUAAUGCCACAAGUCGUUGAGAGAGUAGAAAUUGUUGAGGAUACAGAGACAGAGCCGGAAUCGGUAGAUACUGACACCGAGGAUAAAGAAGCUAGAGGAAAAAUUUGUACUGGAGGGCAAAUCAUUAACAAGAAGAGAGAGCUCAUUCCUAUUUUAAAGAAAACCAAGUCGAUAGAUCCAUAUUCUGCUAAAAAUCUAAAAAAAUUAACUCUUAAAUUAGACACUGAAGGGGUACCCUCAAAUAGUCAGGUUUCAAGUAGCAAAUUCAUUAAGGUAGAAAGUAGUAAAACGUCAUCGAAUGUACAGUUGUAUUGCAAUGUAAAUAGAACUAAAGAAGGUGUAUCGUAUACGUGGAAAGACAAAGACAGUGUCGCCGAAUAUCUUAUCCUCGAGGAAACUGAAACGAAAUCAAAGUUGAGCGCAACAUCUGAUAGAGACAUUGAGAUUUCUAAAAUACGUUCGAAUGAGAAAGACAACUUUGAUUCUGAAAAGAGCACUCGAGCUUUGUUAUAUAGACGCGCAAGAAGUAUGUCCAAAGAUGAUACGUUAGAAGACUGUGAAAGUUUUUACGGGAGUGAUAAAGAAACCGACGAUAUUUUAAUUUUUUCUGACGACACAGAAAUUGAUGUUGGAAGUUCCAGUUCAGAAGGGGAAGACCUAAAUUUAGGAGAAAAUGUUGAACACCUCUUGGACAAGAUACAAGCUGAAAGGUUAACGCAGGAAUCGCAACAGAAGGCUGAGACGAAGGUUUCAGGCGUUAAGAAUAUUUAUAAGAGAUGUUUAUCCAGAACAGGUCUGGAAAAAUGUAUUUUGGAGUUUGAACAGGCUGCUCAAAAAAUGUUGCAUAGAAUGGAUGUUAUGUUUAUGAGCAUUAGUGGCAUUAUUAAUGAAAAAGACCCUACAAAGCGUCUUGAGGUACUAGAAGGUGAAGUUAGUACUCUUGCACCAGACGCAGCAGCGUUAAUUAGCAAAGGCGAUGGUCUAGUCAUGACAGUGCACACAUCUGAUCCUGUUAGGGCUGAGAAGAUAAAGAAUGAACAUCAGGAUAAGUUAAGGAGUAAAUGGCAUCAAGUUAUGUCAGAGAUCGAAACGAGGAGAAUACAAGCACAACGCGGCGAAGAAAUGCUACGACAAUAUAAUAACAUAAUAGCAGACUUUGAAGAUUGGUUUAGGGAUGUCCCCUUGAAACUUGAACAAGUGAAUAACUAUGAAGGUCAGUUGGAGUCGUUCACAGCAGAAUUUGAUACUAAGCAAGAGCAGAUUCAUAAAUUAAAUGAUCUGGCCGUCGAAUUAAAAAGAUUAAACGUUGGAUACUCCGAAACUAUACGAUAUAGUAUUAAUAGUAGAUGGCAGGAAGUUAGCUCUCAGUUUAAAAGAUAUAGCGGUAGCAAGGAUAAAGAUAAGCAUGUCACUGAUAAGAAAGUGGAAGUGGAUGUAGGCAGGAUUGACUUGCAAGAAUUUACCACGAGAGUUAAUAAGAUUAGGGAAGCUGUCGUGACUGUGACCAGAUCUCUAAAUUCAAUGCCAUUGAAUGGCGAUGAUUAUGAGAUGUUCGCGAACCAAGAAGAUUGCUUAAAAAAGAUUAGUAAUGCUUUGAAUAUUCUUAAACCGAGUAUUGAAGAAAGUAACUCGGUUUUUGAAAACGUUGCUUCUCAAUUAAGAAGAGAUCAAGCUGAACAGAUAAGACGUUUGAGUGAUAAAUUGCGAGAAGAAUGGAUUAACGUUAAUCAAAGUUACGUAGAAAGAUACAAUCGUUGGAAUAAGUGUUACGACAAAUGGAAAGAACUCUGCCACACAUGUAGGAGUUUCUCCGAGUGGCUAGAUAAAACAGAAGAGUCUUUAAAGAAAGUAAAUCCUACCGGUCAUUCCAAAUCAUCAAAGACAAAAUUAUAUGAAUUGGAACAAGAGAUUUCUAGAAUGCAAAGGACUGUGAAUAAUAUCAACGUUACGAGUGCCAGUAUUUUCUCUCGUUCCAAAGUUGAAGACAUGAUUGAGCUAAAAGACAUGAUCGAAAUGAUAAAGCGCCGUUGGCAAAAUCUAGUGGCUGAUUUAAAUACAAGAAAAGAAAAGAAUUUCGCCAUGGAAAGAAAAGUAAGUACUGAAGGAAGAAUUUUAGAUAGUGCUUACAACAUUUUGGAGCAAAUAAAUUCCUUACUGGUGUCUGCAGCAAAUCCAUCAGAUGAAACCUCUCUAUCAAUAAGACUGUCACUAAUCAAAGCAAAACAAGAAGAACUUUCUUCUUGUAAAAGAGCAUUGCAAAAUCUAGUACAUCAAAAUGCUAUACCUCCAGGAGAAGAUGAAUGUAAUAAAUUACUUGCUGAUAUGGACAAGGCCAAUUCAAAUCUCUCGAAUCAUCGUGAAUACGUCGAAAGUAAGCUUGCUUCUCUUAAGAAGUAUGUCUGCACUCUCGAUGCUGUUAUGGCAUGGGUCAUGGAAACUCGAACUCGAAUCAGUAUAUCUCGAGAGUUGACCGAACAAGAGCGAAUUGAAGUUAUUAACAAUGUCAUGACUAAAGUAGAAGACCGCGAAAUGGAAGUAAAAGAUGUAUUGGAAAAUUACACUAACUUAGAGAAAGAAUGCGAAUCUGCGAAACAACCAAUCUCCGUGGAAUUGCAAGAGAAACUGAAGAAACUAAGAGAAGACUGGCAAUUUGUCAAAUGCAGUGGUGAUUCGCAGGGACCUGAGAUCAAAUCGGCAACGGCAGCUGCGAUUGCGACCAAGGAAUUACUAGAAGUCGAGAGAAGUGCAGGAGCUGCACCGGGGGCGGCGGCGGGUGCAACUGCAGGGGGCCCUCGGGGGUUGGCACCUUCCCCUGCCCCCUCGACACCAUCGACCGCAAGCAACACCGCCAGCGCUAGCCCGUCGGACUCGACCUCCUCGUCCUCGGCCUCUCCUAAACCUUCUUCUCCGCUCUCCGCCGACGUAGCGGGCUUUGACAAAUCGGUGCUACAGAUACGCGAUUGGUUAACCGUUGAAGAAAUGUCGCGACAACAGGCUGUGGUUGUCGGCGAUGUCGACAAAAUUAUGCAGAUGAUAGACAAACAGAAGAAUGUUUUACGGGAGCUGGAGAAGAAAAAGCCGCAGCUGGACGAGCUGGUUCACACCGCAGAAAACCUUCGGGCGGACACGAACAGGCAGCAGCUGCACGGCAAAGCCUCGAUCCUGUUCGACGCCGCGACACGGAACUUCGUGUCCAUGCAGUGCAUCCUCAAAGUUACGAAGCUGAGGGAACACUGGGACGAGACGAACUCGAAAGUGAUGCAGAGGAAGACGCAGUUGGACGCGAUGCUCGGGGACAGCCAGCGAUACGAGGCGAAGAGGAACGAGGUGGAGGUAUGGCUCGCGCGAAUGGAAACCCGGCUGGAGAAAAUGCAGGCUGUGGGGCACACCGCCGACGUUCUCGAGGCGCAGCUCCGAGAACAAAAGUCGUUCCACGCGGAGCUGCACCAGUACAAGCGGCAGAUCGAACUGUUCAAUCAGCUCACGCAGAAGCUGAUCGCCGUUUAUCAGCAGGACGACACGACCCGCGUGAAAAAGAUGACGGAGACCAUCAAUCAGCGAUACAACAACCUCAACACCAGCAUUAUCAAUCGAGGAAAACUGCUGCACUCCGCGAUGAACUCCCUCCACAACUUCGACCGGUCCCUGGACAACUUCUUGGCUUGGUUGAGCGAAGCCGAGUCCUCGAUGGAGGGAUUGGAAGCGGAUGCCGAUCGACUGGGCGGACGACGGGACCAAGGCGCGCUCAGGCGACCGCAACAUCAACUCAAGGACCUCCAAUCGGAAAUCGAGACACACCGCGACGUCUACGCGUCCUUGAACGGCACAGGGCGAAAGCUGCUGAGCUCGUUGGCCAGUCAAGAUGACGCCGUUAUGCUGCAGCGGCGGCUGGACGAGAUGAACCAGAGAUGGCAUCACUUGAAGGCGAAGAGCAUGGCGAUAAGAAAUCGCCUGGAAAGCAACACGGAACACUGGAACGCCCUGCUGUUGUCGUUGCGCGAGCUCAUCGAGUGGGUGAUAAGGAAGGACACCGAACUCACCGGUCUUGGUCCUGUCUGCGGUGACGUGGCCGCAUUGCAAAAACAACAGGACGAUCAUCGCGGCUUUAGGAGGCAGCUCGAAGACAAACGACCGAUCGUCGAAAAUAAUUUGCUCAGCGGACGACAGUACAUUGCGAACGAACCGCCUUUGUCGGACACUUCGGACUCUGAAGCCGGAAGAGAAUUGGACGGUGAUUCGAGAGGCUACAGGAGCGCGGAGGAGCAGGCACGCGAAUUGACGCGCAGCAUUCGCCGGGAAGUGAACAAACUUUCGGAGCAGUGGAACGCCCUAAUCGAACGUAGCGAUGCGUGGAAGCGGAAACUCGACGACACCGCUAACAAAAUAUGUGUCUUCCAAAAGUUACUCGAGGACUUGUCCUCGCGGAUGGCCGGCGCCGAGGCGAUCCAGAGCGGCUGGCAAAAUCCGAGCGACGCGAACGAGGCGACAGAAUUGCUCGAGCAAUUGCAGAAAUUCGGCGAACGGCUGGUGCCCAUUCAGAGGAACAUCGAGGACGCGAACGAUCAGGCGAGCGUCUUCGUCUCGAGCAGCGUCAUCGUUUCUCAUGCUUUGCUGGCGAAACUCGAAGAUCUCAACACCAGGUGGAAGGUGCUGCAAGUGGCGGUUGACGAGCGUUACAAGUUGCUAAGCGGAUUUGGAAAGGAUGGCAGCACUCCGGGUAGCCAGGCUUUCCUCGCGAGCAGCGUGGAACCACCAUGGGAGAGAGCCCUCACACCCGCCAAAGUGCCUUACUAUAUCAACCAUCAGUCGGAGACCACCCACUGGGAUCAUCCGAAAAUGAUAGAGCUGAUGUCUUCUCUGGCGGAUCUGAACGAAGUACGAUUCUCGGCGUACAGGACCGCGAUGAAGCUGCGCACCGUUCAGAAACGAUUGUGCCUGGAUAUGUUGAGCCUCUCCACCGCAUUGGAACAGUUCGAUUCGCACGGGCUCCGAGCGCAGAACGACAAGCUAAUCGACAUACCGGACAUGGUGACAGUCCUGACGUCCUUGUACGAAGUGAUCACGGCUGACAAUCCGACGCAGGUGUCUGUGCCGUUGUGCAUCGAUCUGGCCAUCAAUUGGCUCCUCAACGUAUAUGAUAGUCAACGGACCGGCCAAAUCCGCGUGCUCUCCUUCAAGGUUGGCUUGGUCCUGUUGUGCAAGGGCCACUUGGAAGAGAAAUAUCGAUAUCUGUUCCGACUGAUCGCCGAUCCGAAUAGAUUGGUGGAUCAACGGAAACUGGGGUUGCUGUUGCACGACUGCAUCCAAGUGCCGAGACAGCUGGGAGAAGUGGCGGCAUUCGGCGGAUCGAACAUCGAGCCCAGCGUGCGUAGCUGCUUCGAGAAAGCCGGGAAGGACAAGAACGAGAUAGAGGCGGUGCACUUUUUGAGCUGGCUGCAGCAGGAGCCGCAAAGCAUGGUCUGGUUGCCUGUGCUUCAUCGACUCUCCGCCGCGGAGAGCGCCAAGCAUCAAGCGAAAUGUAACAUAUGCAAGGAGUACCCCAUCACUGGGUUCAGAUACCGAUGCUUGAAAUGCUUCAAUUUCGACAUGUGCCAGAACUGUUUCUUCUCGGGCCGCAAGGCGAAGAAUCAUAAACUGACGCAUCCAAUGCAAGAGUACUGCACUGCAACCACAUCUGGAGAGGACGUGCGCGACUUCACGAGGGCACUACGGAACAAAUUCAAGUCGAAGAGAUACUUCAAGAAGCAUCCGCGUGUCGGUUAUCUGCCAGUGCAGACCGUGCUGGAGGGCGACGCGCUGGAAAGCCCCGCGCCAUCGCCGCAGCACAGCUCCCUCAGCCAGGACAUGCACUCGCGACUGGAGAUGUACGCUUCCCGGCUGGCGGAGGUCGAGCUGUCGCGCACCAGGAGCAACUCGACGCCGGACAGCGACGACGAGCACCAGCUGAUAGCGCAUUAUUGCCAAAGCCUGAACGGCGGUGACAACGUCAACGUGCCGAGGAGCCCCGUGCAGGUGAUGGCCGCGAUCGACGCGGAGCAGAGAGAGGAACUCGAGGAGAUGAUCCGCGAUCUAGAAGAGGAGAACGCAACGCUCCAAGCGGAGUACGAACGACUGCGAUCGAAACAGACGCCGGGCUCCACGCCUGAAGAUGGACACGGCAACCGACAACCCAACUGCGACAUGAUCGCCGAAGCGAAACUGUUGAGACAACACAAGGGCAGACUCGAAACGCGCAUGCAGAUACUGGAGGAUCAUAACAGGCAGCUGGAGGCACAGCUGCAGAGACUUAGACAGCUUUUGGAUGAGCCAAAUGCUUCGUCGCCGUCGAAAACGGGCACCUUGCAAACACGAAGCGUAACUGCAUCGCAACUGGCAACCGAUUCUCCGGCAAAGAUGAAUGGUCACUACCAUGAUUCACCAGGUGGUGGAGGCUCGAACGAGGGAAGAGUGAGCAGUUUAGAGAGGCCACCACCGCCACCGCAUUCUCACAGCGUAGCCCAUAACGUGGGCAAUCUCUUACACAUGGCAGGAGACUUAGGGAAAGCUGUCGGCGAGCUUGUGACAGCGAUGACCAGCGAUGACACGUCGAAAACGAACGGGCAGAGAGCACCGCCGCCAGCUUUUAAGUAACGAUCGCACGAGCCACGUUCGAGGGCCAUUAAGGACGUCCGAAACGGCAUCAACGAACGGGAAUAAGGAAGAACGACUCGACUCUAGACAGACACGAAAAAAAACGACGAACUCUUAAUCUUAUCAUCAGUGACCAAUGAAGAAGUCUGGCUCUAAAACGCAUAUCAGAGGGACGAUAAUAUCGCGCGAAAUGCAGGGUCAGGGGCGCCGCCAUAGUGGUUUUGGGUAUUUUAUAAGUUUUGAUAUACAACCGUUGUAUAGCUAAAUUAUAUAAUUAAUAAGACAAUUUAUGGUUUGGCUUUGGCGGGCCCCUGAGAGUAACUUUAACUACAUAUUGACACGUCAUAUCAUUCGAAACUUAUCGUUGCGACGGGAGGUGGAAUAAAAGAAAUGAAUAACCAGGGGCGGGGGGAAAAGUUAAGGGAAAUAAAAGGAGAGAAGUGUCAGUUGUUAUAUGCUUGCUAGUUAAUCUAUACGA